Salvelinus namaycush (lake trout) is the source of this 1656-nucleotide messenger RNA. RefSeq names its product transmembrane 4 L6 family member 1-like. Gene Ontology annotation, cellular component: membrane. The record is from RefSeq and is a predicted model, not a curated record. Lineage: Eukaryota; Metazoa; Chordata; Actinopteri; Salmoniformes; Salmonidae. The coding region runs from base 220 to 810 and encodes 196 amino acids. The transcript has 4 exons.
GGUUUAGCUAAAACCCUACACACUAGGUAAACCAUUCAGUUUCCUUCCUUGAUUAAAGCUGUGAACAGACCCCAGACCUUCAUCUCUCUCUCUCUCUCUUUCUCUCUCUCUCCAUUGUUACUCUCCAUUCCUCUCCCCCUGGUGAUACCGCUCCACUCCUCUCUGGUGCUCCACACCUCUACUUCUCUCCAUUCCUCCUCAUCCUGUGUGGUAGGGCAGAUGUGCUCCAUAGGUUUUGCGCGGUCGUUGGGCUUUGCCCUUCUGCCCCUGGCUGUGUGCUGUAUCAUGGCCAACAUCCUGCUGUUCUUCCCUGGAGGAGAGAUCCAGUAUGUCCAACAGGAGAGACUGUCCAGGCUGAUCUGGUUCAUGAUGGGAAUCGGAGGGGGAGGUGUGUUGAUGUUCCUGCCUGCUGGAGUGUUCAUCAGCCUGGGGAAGUGUACAGGCUGCUGUUGGAAUGAAAGCUUCAUGAUGUGUGGGUCGGUAAUGGCAGCUCUAGUGGGUCUGGCCGGCUCGGGAUACUGUUUCAUCAUCUCAGCCAUGGCCAUGUUGGAGGGACCUCAGUGCUUCACUGCUCUGGGAUGGUCUUAUCCCUUCGCCAAUGAGGGAGGAAGGUACCUAAUGGAGAAGGACACGUGGUCUAAGUGCCUGCAGCCUGUCAGCGUUGUAGAGUGGAACGUGACCCUGAUGUCUAUCCUGCUGGGCCUCAGUGGGCUGGAGUUCAUCAUAUGUGUCCUGCAGGUCAUCAAUGGGCUGGUGACAGCUGUCUGCAGACCCUGCUGCUACAAGCAGGACUACACCCUCAAUGCCUAAACACACACAUAGAUGAGACACACACACACACACGCAGAGACACACACACACACACGCAGAGACACACACACACAGACACCUGCACACACACACAAAAUUUGACACACACACAUGUAAAUUAUACAUACACACGCAUGCAUAUAACAUAAGAUUGAUGUGCAUACACAUGAUAUGACACAUAAGACACAUGCACACACAUACGAUACACGCCAGGAGCGUGUACAAUGCCAUCUGUUUAACAUUGCUUUCCAAACACUCCUGGGGGCGCAUCUCAAUAGUCCAACUUCCUCUCCUCGUAUCCUACAUAGUCCCUGGGCCAGUUUCUAAUCAGAAAGUGUGAUUAAUAAGCGAAUGCUGUCUCAUCCCUGUAUGAGGGAGAGAUACCUGUCUGAAAGUUCAGUUAAUUUAUAGUAUUCAUUUCAAAGCACUGUAUUAGAAAUACACUGAAUGAAUGUGUGUAUAAUACAGACCGGAACUGUAGUAUUUUUUAUGUCUUAAGUCUACAUUUUACUAAAGCACAAAAGUAUAUAUUUUUUUGUAUGAGAGUUUUGUCUUUUGUAUUACUGUUUUCAUUUUCUGAAAAUUGUUGUCUCGCAGAUGCUAAAUUGUUAAGGCCAUUUUAUAUAUUUAGUGCAUUUGUCAUAUAUUUUAGUGUUUGUGCUGCCUUAACUAAAUACGUAUUUUCCAUUUUAAUUGUUCUGAUUAUAAUUUUUUGUAAACAUACAUUUGUCAACGCUGUAUACUUUGAUACGGGUUAACGGGUUGGUUGGUUAGCAACAAAACUGACACGUGCGCAACUAUGGGGCAAAACAAACAGGGUUGGCUUAGAUUGUUGAAAACAUGUCA